Molecule: messenger RNA, 522 nt
Organism: Mauremys mutica (yellowpond turtle)
Lineage: Eukaryota; Metazoa; Chordata; Testudines; Geoemydidae
Gene: AGRP
Product: agouti related neuropeptide
Exons: 3
Coding region: 1-462 (153 amino acids)
Biological process (GO): positive regulation of feeding behavior; hormone-mediated signaling pathway; adult feeding behavior
Cellular component (GO): extracellular region
Molecular function (GO): type 1 melanocortin receptor binding; neuropeptide hormone activity
Source: RefSeq, a predicted model, not a curated record
AUGCUGAAUAUGCUGUUGCUGAGUUGGGGGGUGCUGCAGGGAAUCCAGGCCAUCCUCACCUCUGACCUCAGCAGCAGUCACCUGUCAGAGAUGCACCCCAGUCUGGAUGGGGCAGACAGGUCCAGCUACCCCAGCCUUCUGCGGAAAGUCAAGGAGGCACCCGUGGGGCCCGCAGGGACUUUGCCAAGGCCUGGGUUUGACAGGAUGGCUAUGGAGCUCCGCGUAGCUGAUGAGGACCUCAUGCAGGAAGCCAGUGUACUGGAGCCAGAGGUGUUGUCUGCUGCACUGGAGGCUCAGGGCCGAGAGGAGCGCUCUCCACGCAGAUGCGUCCGCCUGCUGGAAUCCUGCCUUGGGCACCAGCUCCCCUGCUGUGAUCCUUGUGCCACCUGCUACUGCCGCUUCUUCAAUGCCUUUUGCUAUUGCAGGAAAAUCAAUGCCACAUUCCCAUGUGGCAAGAACUAGCUUUGGCUUGUUCCCCGCCACCCUCUUUUUUCGCUCCUUGGAUUAGUAACUGUUUUUCCU